Molecule: messenger RNA, 1599 nt
Organism: Hirundo rustica (Barn swallow)
Lineage: Eukaryota; Metazoa; Chordata; Aves; Passeriformes; Hirundinidae
Gene: SNRPD3
Product: small nuclear ribonucleoprotein D3 polypeptide
Exons: 4
Coding region: 153-533 (126 amino acids)
Biological process (GO): RNA processing; spliceosomal snRNP assembly
Cellular component (GO): U12-type spliceosomal complex; pICln-Sm protein complex; SMN-Sm protein complex
Molecular function (GO): RNA binding
Source: RefSeq, a predicted model, not a curated record
CCCCGGCUCCCUCACGAAAGGGCCCGGCGCUUGGCGCUGCGGCCCCCGAGCGCGGCCGUGCUGCCCGCGGGGCUCGCAGGGGCCGUGCCGCUGCGGGAUGGGAUGUACCUGAGGCUCUUCCCUUGGAGGUGUAGAGCCACAGCACUGCAGCCAUGUCCAUUGGAGUGCCAAUCAAGGUUCUGCACGAGGCCGAGGGCCACAUCGUGACUUGUGAGACCAACACAGGAGAAGUUUAUCGAGGCAAACUUAUCGAAGCUGAAGACAACAUGAAUUGUCAGAUGUCCAACAUAACAGUGACGUACAGAGAUGGACGGGUGGCACAGCUCGAGCAGGUGUACAUCAGGGGCAGCAAGAUACGGUUUCUCAUCUUACCAGAUAUGUUGAAGAAUGCUCCUAUGCUAAAGAGCAUGAAGAAUAAAAACCAGGGUUCUGGAGCUGGGCGAGGGAAAGCAGCCAUUCUCAAAGCUCAAGUGGCUGCAAGAGGAAGAGGCCGUGGUAUGGGCCGUGGCAACAUCUUCCAGAAGCGAAGAUAAUUUUGGUCUUGGAUGAAUUGCUUUUUUUUUUUUUAAGGGUGUUAACUUGAUGUGUGCAUUGAUAUCAGUUUUGUUUAAUAAAUGUUUCUGACAAAAACUCGUCUGCUCUUACCUGACAGAACAAAUCUUGGGCAAAUACGCAGCUUUGAAAAAUAGUGGACUUUAUUAUAUCUAGUUUUGACCACUUUGUGUGAUGCAUUAGUUUUUAAAGAUCCUUUUUCUUGUUUAGUCCUGCUGUCGUUUAUUCUCUAAAGAGUUAGAAGGCAUUCUUAAUGAAGAAUUUGAAGUCAUACAUUAUAAAGUUUUAUUAGCAGCAGUGUUUAUGGAAGGUACAGCAAAACAGAGGCAGCUUCCUGAGAAACAGAGCACUGUGUUCUUUUGCUUUAUAUGACCCUACAAUAGAUAAAAGUCCAUCUUCAGAUCUGUAUAUUGAACUUGUAUUCUUGCAUUUCUUAUUUUUUCUCUUUGGAUAUGGGAAGAAUUUUUCAUUAGGAACACACAACUUUGAUAGCCUGAAUCUAUAUUUGCAGUGAAAAAAUCUGUUCUGACUUUCUUAGCAGUUUUCCCCUGUGUUGGGAAAAGACGACAGAACAUAGAAUAGGCAUUUUCCAGGAUAAAUCUGAAGUGCUUUGUAGAUUUGAAAGGUAGUACAGGUGUAUGAGGAAAGUCUUCUAAAUAGUUCUCCACUAAACACAGUACAAAUGCUGAUGCUUUGAACAAAACUCAUGAUCAACUUCAGCUUUUGAUCUUAUUAUCUACACACAGUUUUGUAUAGAUCAGCUGAUCUGCAGGACGCCAAAUGUAGUUGUAACUUCAGUUUAUUUUGCUUAAAAUGUAGUGUGGGUGUUUUUACUGACUUAAAUGAAAUGUUUCAAUGUAACCCUUCUGUACUUAAUCACUUACUUGCAUUCAGUCAAUUACCAGUCUGUACACACAGAAAAGAGCUGCUCUUGCUUUUCUGCUCGGAUGCUGUGAAGACUCUCCCUUGUGUGCAGACAGGAAAGUUGAACUAAUGUAUUAACUUGUUGAAUUGUGUGUAAAUAAAGCUGUAUUUGGUCUCCCAUCA